This is a messenger RNA of Ilex paraguariensis (yerba mate), 2506 nucleotides long. The record is from the annotation of a GenBank genome assembly. NCBI's taxonomy places the organism in Eukaryota, Viridiplantae, Streptophyta, Magnoliopsida, Aquifoliales, Aquifoliaceae.
AACCAACCAGAAAAAGGUAUCAUUUGACUCAUCCACUAUCAAUGGCUUCCAUGGAAGGCACAUGAAGGAGGUGAAUUAAUUAUUUUCAUCUUCAAUUCGUCCCUACACUGAAGACGAACUGAACACUAAGGAGAUGGACUUUAGAACCUUGUCAUCCUCACCCAGUCAGAUACAGAACUUACCUUACAUUCACAAGGUUGGAGUUCCCCCAAAGCAAAACCUUUUGAAGGAGAUCACUACUACUGUCAAGGAAACAUUCUUUGCAGAUGAUCCCCUACGUGCUUUCAAGGAUCAACCCAGGUCUCGAAAGUUCGUCCUAGGGAUGCAAGCCAUAUUCCCCAUUCUUGAGUGGGGGAGAAGUUACAAUCUUGCUAAAUUUAGAGGAGAUCUUAUUGCUGGUCUCACCAUUGCAAGUCUCUGUAUUCCACAGGACAUUGGAUACUCAAAGCUAGCGAAUUUAGAUCCUCAGUACGGAUUGUAUUCCAGCUUUGUUCCCCCGCUGGUUUAUGCCUUCAUGGGUAGUUCAAGGGAUAUAGCAAUAGGACCAGUGGCCGUGGUGUCUCUCUUGUUGGGGACUCUACUUCAGAAUGAGAUUGAUCCCACAACAAAUGCAGUUGAGUAUCGGCGGCUUGCAUUUACUGCUACUUUUUUUGCUGGGAUCACCCAAGCUACCCUUGGGAUACUCAGAUUGGGUUUCUUGGUCGACUUCCUAUCUCACGCUGCUGUUGUUGGUUUUAUGGGUGGAGCGGCCAUAACAAUAGCUCUCCAGCAACUUAAAGGUUUUCUUGGCAUCAAAAGAUUCACAAAGAAAACUGAUAUUGUUUCUGUAAUGCACUCAGUUUUGGGCUCAGUCCACCAUGGGUGGAACUGGCAGACAAUCAUCAUUGGAGCAACCUUUUUGGCUUUCCUUCUAUUUGCUAAGUACAUUGGUAAGAAGAACAAGAAAUUUUUCUGGGUUCCUGCAAUCGCCCCACUGAUUUCUGUCAUUCUGUCCACAUUUUUUGUGUACAUUACCCAUGCAGAAAAGAAAGGCGUUCAAAUUGUUAAACAUAUAGAGAAAGGAAUUAAUCCACCGUCUGUCAAUGAAAUAUUUUUCACUGGUGAAUAUCUCCUUAAAGGAUUUAGGAUUGGACUUGUGGCUGGCAUGAUUGCAUUGACGGAAGCUGCUGCGAUUGGAAGAACAUUUGCUUCCAUGAAGGACUAUCAACUGAACGGAAACAAGGAAAUGGUGGCACUGGGAACGAUGAAUAUCGUUGGCUCAAUGACAUCCUGCUAUGUGGCGACAGGUUCCUUCUCUCGCUCGGCAGUAAAUUACAUGGCUGGUUGCCAAACUGCAGUGUCUAACAUUGUGAUGUCCUGCGUUGUAUUCCUGACGUUGGAGUUCAUCACUCCUCUUUUUGAGUACACCCCAAAUGCAAUCCUUUCUUCCAUCAUUAUAUCUGCAGUCAUCGGCCUAAUUGAUUGUGAUGCAGCAAUUUUGAUUUGGAAGACCGAUAAAUUUGAUUUUGUUGCUUGCAUGGGAGCCUUUUUUGGUGUGAUUUUCGCCUCUGUUGAAAUCGGUCUUUUAAUUGCGGUCUCAAUAUCCUUUGCCAAAAUCCUUUUACAAGUUACAAGGCCACGCACUGCCAGUCUUGGAAGGAUCCCCCGGACAAGUGUUUACAGGAACAUUCAACAGUAUCCAGAGGCAACUAAGGUUCCCGGUGUGUUGAUCAUUAGGGUUGAUUCUGUAAUCUACUUUUCCAACUCUAACUAUAUUAAGGAGAGGAUAUUGAGAUGGUUGACAGAUGAGGAAGAGCAACGAAAAGCAGCCUGCCAACCUAGGAUUAAGUUUUUGAUUGUUGAAAUGUCACCCGUUACUGACAUAGACACCAGCGGCAUCCACGCCUUUGAAGAUCUGUAUAAAAGCCUCCAAAAGAGAGAUGUUCAGCUUGUUCUGGCAAAUCCUGGGCCACUGGUGAUUGACAAGCUACACGCUUCUAAUUUUGCAACCUUGAUCGGUGAGGACAAGAUCUUUCUGACGGUAGCAGAUGCAGUUCUGACCUGUUCACCAAAGUUGGUUGAGGAGGUCUGACUUAUAAAACGGAAACUGCAGGAUGAUGACAUAAAAUGGUGAAUCCAGAUGCAGUAUGACAAAUCAAGAUGCAUAUAUAGACAAUUAGACAUAUCUAGUGUUAAAAUAGAAAGGGGACUUGGGUCCAGUUUAGUAGUGGUUGGUGGGAUUCUUUAUACAGUCGAUUAAAGCGGCGUCCGAUGAAUCCUAAUACAAAAAUAAAAAUAGAAAAAGGGUAAACUGACUAAUUGUGACACAAGGUUCUUGGUUUUAAGGUUACUUAUACGAGGUUAUCCUAUGAUUGUAACUUGUAAGAUCUUUCUUACAGAGAAAGGUUGAAUUUUGAGGGUGUAUUUUCCCAUUCAGCAUUAAAAAAUUCUCAGGAAAGCUGUUGUUUGUAACAAGAUGGUGUAAUGACUGAUAAUAAUAUCAAUGAAAGACCACCAAAUAUUUUCA